This is a messenger RNA of Yamadazyma tenuis ATCC 10573, 2336 nucleotides long. NCBI's taxonomy places the organism in Eukaryota, Fungi, Ascomycota, Pichiomycetes, Serinales, Debaryomycetaceae. The record is from RefSeq and is a predicted model, not a curated record.
AGGCGCCAGAUCCAUUUAUUAUCAAACACUAUUUCAACACUAUCAAUAGCCUAAAGUAAAAUGAUUGCAGUCAAUUAUUAGCUAUUUUGGUUCAUUUCUAGUGGAUUCGGUUCCAGCUUUCGCGCAGGCAGCGAAUUCACUGUGCAGCUCAUAUGAGACUAAUAAGAUACUUGCACACAGCCAGAUCAGACUUUUCGCAUGCAGUGAUAGGAGGAGGAAUCGUGGGAACAGCCAUUGCUGCCGAAUUCCAGAAAGACGGCCACAAUGUUCUUUUAAUCGAGAAAAAUCCGCAUUUGGGCAUGGAAACCACCUCCAGAAAUUCAGAGGUGGUACACUCUGGAAUCUACUAUCCCAAACACACAUUGAAGUCCAAACUCUGUAUCGAAGGCAGGAACUUGAUCUACAAUGCUCUUGACACUGGAAAGUUCAACUCGGUGCAAGUGGCAGUCCAAAAAUGUGGGAAGUUGGUGGUGGCUCAAGACGAGCAAGAGGCCGAGUACCUUCAUAAACUCCACAAAUACGUCAAGGAGGAACUUGAUGUUAAGACCGAGUUCUUAUCGCAUCGCCAGCUCAAAUCCAGGUAUCCGCACAUUUCUGGGGUUUUGGCAUUGAACAGUCCCACCACCGGAAUCAUCUCUGCUCAUGACUACUUGCUCUACCACCAGACGCAAUUGGAAAACCACGAAGGAACCACAGCCUUCAACACCACCGUCACCGACAUCGAAUACAACCGUGGCACUUCUAACUACACGGUGACAUGUUCGACAGAGGAUGAUGAGGCGUUUGAGUUUACUGCUGAUGUGGUGAUUAAUUCCGCUGGCCUCCAUGCACAAAAGGUGUCCAACCUUCUACUACCUCCCGAACGGCACUACACGCCAUACUUCGCCAAAGGGACAUAUUUCAGCUACCUGCCUGUCAAGUCGUUGGGAAAGUUCACCGAUACCUUGAUCUACCCGUGCCCUAAUCACAAUAUCGCAGCUCUUGGUACGCACUUGACUUUUGACAUUGGAGGCCAGAUCAAGUUUGGACCUGACUUGGAGUGGCUCGACGUCAACGACGCCAACGAAAUCGACUAUACCCCCAGUCAUGCCAACUUGGAAGCUGCAUAUGUGGCAGUUAGGCGGUACUUUCCUCACCUCCAACUGGGUGAGUUACUGCCAUCGUACUCUGGAGUUCGACCCAAAAUAGCAUCGGCCGAGGAAACCAAGAAAGGGUUUGUGGAUUUCCUCAUCAAACAGGAAGAGGGAUAUCCUGGGUUUGUGAAUUUGUUAGGAAUCGAGAGUCCAGGACUUACAUCGGCUUGGGCCAUAGCCAAAUAUGUCAAACAGCUCUUAUGAAAAGUUUAUAUUCUAUUAUACACAUCAGAGUUUUCUUCUCUUACUGGACUCAUCUUCCUGGACACCUCCCUUCUUAGGAAGCUGGGCCGGGGUGGUGUGCUUGGGUAACUCUAGGAAAUAUUCGUGUAAUAAGGCAGAGGUCAGAUCGCACCUGUUGCUAGGAUCCAACUGAGUCAUCAGCAUCAACAAAUCCAAGGCCUUUUCUGUGGCGGCACUGAACCGGAGUCGAAUCUCUUGCCGAGAUGGAGGAGGGUACACCUUCAAGGCGUUGUAUAAGGGUAAUGAUGACACAUUGGGCCAAUUCAGUUCUGUGGGGGUUCCCAAGGCUCUAAAAGUCACGUCCAAUUGGUCCACAUCGUCUUUCCCUGGAAGAUAUGGGAUUCGUAACAUCAACUCGGCGAAUAUUAUCCCCACCGCCCAGAUAUCAACUGCAUAUGUAUAGUGUUUAGCUCCAAACAAUAAUUCGGGGGCUCUAUACCACCUAGUCACUACCAUGGGAGACAAGUCUUCAUUAGGGUUACCCAACGAACGGGCCAACCCAAAAUCGGCUAUCUUCAACUGGCCAUCGGGUGCUAUCAACAAGUUAUUGGGCUUCAAGUCUCGGUGUAAUAUGAAGUUUCUGUGGCAAUGAUGAACACCUCUCAAUGUCAUGAGCAACCACGAUUUGAUGUCUGAAGGCUUAAAAAUGAUGGACUGGUCCUUGAUCAACACUUCCAAGUCACACGGCAAGAACUCGAGCACCAAGUUCAAGUUGUUGGCGGACGAAAACACAUCUAUAAGUUCUAUGACAUUCAAGUGUUUGAGUUCUUGGAGAUACUUGACUUCGCGUAUGGCAGACAUGUCUAAUCCAUCUUUGAAGAGCCCAGUUUUGAUUUCCUUGAUGGCUAUGCUUCUCUUAGUCUUCAUCUGUUUCCCUAGGUACACCACAGCGUAGGUUCCUUCUCCUACUUUCCUCUCUUUCGAGUACUUCAAUUCGUUCACUUCAGUCAUACUGAGAUA